CGUUUAUCAUCAAGAAGUACCAUAUGCAUGUAUCCAGGUCCGAAUACACAGAUACGAUGGCCCACCACUACACGUAAGGCACAUUUGCUCAGGCCUCGACCGCUACCAACAGUAAUGCGUCUAAGUGAACAACAAGUUACCAUGGCACCAACAAGACCGAUGAAGCGGCAGAACAGACGCAAAGCUAGACGGCAAGACCAGGCAACGAGAAGACGGGAAAAAACCAAGAAAGUCUCUGCGGCCGUGACCCUUGUCACGGCCAUAGCCCGUGCCACCCGGCGAACCCCUCUUGGGCUAUUCUCCAGGCUUCCAAACGAGCUCAUCUUCCAGAUCAUCUCAUCUGACCUCGACAUACCAACACUCACCAAUCUUCGCCGUGUGUGCAGGUUCUUCAAAAGCACCAUCGACACAGGAGUCAAGGCCUAUGCCGAAUUAGCUCAGAAAGCUCCUUUUCUUCUACAGCGAAUCCUCCUCCAAACCCCCACCUGGGCCUUUUCUUUCAGCUGCAAGGAAGUUCAUGCGGAGCUUACCCAGGACUUACCCAUGACAUGCAAAAAGUGUAACAAAACUGAGGCUAAAUCGUACAACGUACAUAACUGGGCCUUCAAUCUCAUGACUUGCGAAUUCAUGUGCAAUGGAUGCAGUGGCGGCAACUGCCAGAGAGGUCUUGGAAGUAGCAGAAAACUAUGGGUUGAGCGUCAUCUGAAAAAGCAUCUCACAGAAGCCAAUAUCGCCUUUACCCAGGAGAUGCUCGCCAAAGUGUCUCGUCUUCGGGUCGUUCACCCCUGGGAGAUGGAUUGCAAACCGACACAUGGGACCUGGUCUGCUGGACGAGCAGUGACCUGUUAUGACUCAAAGUCUGUGCAACAGGAAUUCGGGCUCGUAAAAAGUAGGGGGUGUCGGUGCUCCGAUGCUGGUUAUCCUAGGUCAGAGGCCCUGAUGUACGAAAACCGAGCAACCUUUAUACCAAUGUGGAGGUUUGCUGCCCUGAACGGCGAUCGGCCGUCCUGGGAGAAGGUCAACUUUGUGUACAGGGGUCCCUAUUGAGGGUCUUGAAGUCGCUGGGCUCAUUCAUCGCAGAGAGGCUCUAUCUGGCCCGUCAUCAACUCCCGCCGGAUUCUCGGCGCCACCCCAUCCCAUUUCUCAAUGGCAUCUUUUUCUGCGUCGAAUGCGUAUAACGGUCGGUUCUGUGGAGAGAUGAGUACAGAGCUUGCGAUGUAUAGGCAGGUAGAUAAUAGGACAUAUAUGACACAUACCUUAAUUUUCACCAUUUCCGGAUCAAUAUCUACAUCAUCAUCCACAUUCUUGAGAACAUUGUGCCAUCGAUCUCGCAAAUCCUCCCCAUGGGUUUGACUUAUCCUCACCCUCGGGAAGCGAAGCUUCUCGUAGGCCCUGGUAGCAACCUCGACUUCGUCCCUCGCUACCAAACCCAGACAAGCCGCCAAAACACCCGCACUCUCCGUCGCCUGACUAGCCCCUUGUGCCGACGUCGGCAGAUGAGCAUGACAGCUGUCCCCUAGCAAGACAAUCCGAUGCGACUUUGGUGACACCCACGUAGACAACGGCUUCCGGUAGCAGAUCUUCCAGUCCAGACACCUGUCCGUAGACAUGAUCGCAUACCUGAUAUCAGGAUCAAUAUCUGCCACCAACUUCCGGACUUCGUCCAUAUCCCCCGGCUGAAACCACGACUCGGGAAUGUCCCCGUCGUCUUUGUGAGAACGCGUUGCGGGCUGGGUCUGCUUUCAUUUCCUCGGAAGGGGAGAAGUAAGCGCGGAAACAGGCGUAGCCGCUGGAGAUGGGGUCGUCGUAGUGGGAGAGGACGAGGGGGCGGGCGAGGGAUUUGAUGCCGUCUGCUGCGACUAUGAGGUCGGCGGAGAGGGACUUGCCAGUGGAGAGGGUUAGGGUUGGUGGUGUUGUGUCAGUGUAGGAGGUUACGUCGGAGGACAUGAGGAUGGGGAUGUUUCUUUCGCGGACCCUGAAAGGGG
Podospora bellae-mahoneyi is the source of this 1985-nucleotide messenger RNA. RefSeq lists its product as uncharacterized. The record is from RefSeq and is a predicted model, not a curated record. Bases 28 to 1047 code for a protein of 339 amino acids. Gene Ontology annotation, molecular function: protein binding. Lineage: Eukaryota; Fungi; Ascomycota; Sordariomycetes; Sordariales; Podosporaceae. The transcript is spliced from 3 exons.